Molecule: messenger RNA, 492 nt
Organism: Macrosiphum euphorbiae (potato aphid)
Lineage: Eukaryota; Metazoa; Arthropoda; Insecta; Hemiptera; Aphididae
Source: the annotation of a GenBank genome assembly
AUGGACGGCGAACGCAGUGUCAACGACCUCGGGAAAGCCGCCGUCGUUGACUUCACCGUCGUUGCAGCGGGAGCGUCGGUACCUUUGCACGUGACGUUCGACGAACCACUGGCCACCGUUUUUCAGGAGGGCGUGGGGACGUCCGAACCGGAACUGCGAGACCAGCCUGGAGAACCACCCGCGGCCGCCAUUGACAAACCGUCCAAGGUGGCUUGCGUCAGGUGCCGCAGCCGAAGCACCCUCCGCCGUGGACGUCGCGUCCGGAAAAGAAGCCAUAUGCGUCGCAUCCGAAGUCGUAGCCUGCGCACCCGAAACUACGACUGCGAUCGCCCCUUCGUUGUGCAGAUGUCCGAAGAAGAGGUGGCCGGCGACGACCGACUCGGUGGGGACCGCAAGUCCAAGGAAUGUCUGCCGCCGAGGACCACCGGCCACUCACGUCCACGCGACGACGGCCGGCAAGGGGAUUGGCAUUGCGGCCGUGAAAAUUCAUAA